Molecule: messenger RNA, 1468 nt
Organism: Amorphotheca resinae ATCC 22711
Lineage: Eukaryota; Fungi; Ascomycota; Leotiomycetes; Helotiales; Amorphothecaceae
Exons: 2
Coding region: 143-1249 (368 amino acids)
Biological process (GO): cellular response to misfolded protein
Cellular component (GO): endoplasmic reticulum membrane
Molecular function (GO): Hsp70 protein binding
Source: RefSeq, a predicted model, not a curated record
GGUACUUCCCGCGUCGUGGCCAUAACAAAGCCAAAGCCAUCUAUCCCAACAGCCCCCAUUGAUCUUCUAUCUGCGUCCCUCGUUCAAAACAACUGCAUUCCUUCGCCAGCCUGCCACGCUAUAAUACACAUCCAGCGGCGCAAUGCCCGCAGCCACCACCUCCGGCGCCGAUACGUCUGGCAACGGGGCCGCAAAAUCGCGGGAUCACAAUCAAGGAAAUCAGGAGCGCAAAUACACUCUAGAACAGAAGGCCGCUGUCCUACGAGUGCGAAGAUGUUCGCCGACGGCGUUCUACGAUAUUUUGGGGCUGGAGGAGGUGAAGGCUACGGUCACGGAGGCUGAGAUCAAGAAGGCAUAUAGGAAGCUGAGUCUGUUAACGCAUCCGGAUAAGAACGGCCACGAACAUGCAGAUGAGGCCUUCAAGAUGGUGAGCAGGGCGUUUGGUGUUCUGAGCGAUAAGGACAAGAAGGCGAAGUAUGAUAAAUUUGGUGGUGAUCCGGAUAGUAGGUUUGGAGGGGGAGCGCCGCAGCAGAAUCCUUUCUCCGGGUUCGCGGGACGUCCGCAGAGUUCCAGGACUGCUAGCGGCGGGGGUGGACCCUCCUCGAUGUGGGAGGAAGAGAUUAGCCCAGAGGAAAUGUUUAAUAGAUUCUUUGGUGGGGGAAUGGGUGGUUUCGGGCCCUUUGGUGGCGGAGUAUUUGAUACAGGACCUCAGUUUGUGUUCAAUUUGGGCGGUGGACCUGGGAUCAGAGUCCAUCAAUUUGGAGGAGCAAGACCCCGAAGAAGACCAAGGGAUCCAAACGCAGCCGAAGAAUCUCAGACUUCCCUACGGUCGACAAUCAUGGGGCUAUUACCUCUUCUAAUACUUUUUGUAUUACCCCUUCUAUCUUCCCUCUUCUCCGGCUCUGGAUCAGCAGCAGCGGCCGGACCUUCAAUGCGAUUCGAUGGCCCCGUACCACCGCACACGCUGCACCGCCUUACAAACCGAUUAAAGGUUGAUUACUACAUUAAUCCGGUUGAUGUGGACCAGUACACCCCGCACAAGUUCUCCCAGCUUGACAAGAAAGCGGAAGUGACCUAUGUACAGCAACUGAAGGCAGGAUGCGAGCAAGAGCUUGAUGCAAGGCAACGGUUGCUCAAUGAAGCUCAAGGCUGGUUUAUACAAGACACGUCAAAGAUGGAUCGGGCAAGGAAUAUGGAGAUGCGUAAUUGCAAGAAAUUGGAUGAAAUGGGGAUGGCGAGAACGUACUAACCUUUGUGAUACUUUCAAGUUAUUGAGAAGCAUGGCGUUCGGGGCAGAAGCAUUCUUGGGCGGAUGGUUUGGGUUCAUGCAGUAGUGUUACAACCGUAUCACAGAAGACGUUUAUCCCACGCUGGCUGUGUAUUUCAGGCAUAUACGAAGACUCUAUAGUGCAGUAGUGGGUGGUUAGUACAGCCAGCAGUAACAGAAAAGGCGUUUGUCCAUGCUGUG